AUCGCAGUGCAACUCCGCUAGCUCACAGCAAUAACACGAGGAGUAAUGAAGUCGCUCUAGAAUAUAAAUAAACAAUUCAUUAAUUAAAAUAGCGACAUGGUCAACUGGAGGAAGUUUAUCUUGUGGUUCGCCCAGGAGCAUGUCGACUUUCGCGUGCAGGAGUUUGAUUCGCUGGUCAAAAUGUUUGGACUUCAGGUCCGGCGGCUUACAGAACACACCAGGAAACCAUUUUGGUUGGUCGAAUUUCGGGACACGGAUACUGCGUUGCUAUAUGCAUCCAGGUCCGUUUCGUUGCGCGCCAUGUUCGAGCUCUACGCCCACUCCAACAAAUUACCCGAGUUUCACCAGAGGCUACGGAAUCAUGUUACCGCGAACUGGCAUUCGCUUGCGGAAUACUUUCGGGUGGAUGCCAGUUUUAAGAUCGUUGUGGAGACCUACAACAAGCACUUCAGCCAGAGGGAAAAGGUUGAGAAAAUCGAGUCCAUGGAUUACCUGCCAAUAGAGGGAACGGUCAAUCUGGAGAAACCCGUGGUGGAGUGGUGGUACAUCGAGUUUUGGGGCUUGGAUCCAACGGCUGUGCCACCUGAGCCGGAGGACAUUCUGUUUGGUCGGCUGAUGGCCCAUGGUCAGCGGCAUUUGAUCAAGGAGCUUUCGCUGAAGCAUCGUAAGUUUAUCGGUAACACCAGCAUGGACGCCCAGCUGAGCCUGCUAAUGGCCAACCAAGCGAUGGUACGCAAUGGGGAUCUGGUAUUUGAUCCGUUUGUGGGAACGGGCUCGCUUUUGGUAAGCGCCGCCAAGUGGGGCGGGUAUGUCCUGGGAGCGGACAUAGACUACAUGAUGGUGCACGCCCGCUGCCGGCCGAGCCGGAUAACCCAAAAAGUGCGGGAGAAGGACGAGAGCAUUCGGGCCAACUUGAAGCAGUACGGCUGCGCUGAUCGCUACAUGGAUGUGGUGGUGGCCGAUUUCUCCAACCCGGUGUGGCAUUCCCGCAUCUCGUUCGACUGCAUAAUAACAGAUCCUCCCUAUGGAAUAAGAGAGGCCACGGAAAAGGUGGAGAAAAAGGCUAGCGUAAAGGCCAACACUAGAAGUGACAGCAUGGUGCAUUACCCAUCAACGUCGCACUAUUCCUUGCAGAGUCUCUAUGGGGAUCUUCUCGAGUUCUCUGCGAGGCACCUAAAACUGGGAGGACGUCUUGUCUGCUGGAUACCCUUUCACAGCGAGGACUACGACCCGAAGAUGCUGCCACAGCAUCAGCAUCUGAGCCUGAUAGCUAACUCUGAGCAGCAAUUGACUGGGAAUACAGCUAGGCGGCUACUCACCUAUGAAAAGUGUUUCGAGUAUAGUCCAACAGAACCCUUAUUGUGCAGCAUAAAACAGGUGCCAACGCCCUCGCAGGACUUCAGGGAUCGGUACUUUAAUAAUGCUCUGGAGUCACGCAAAGAGCGUCGAAUGCGGAAGGCAGAGCUGCGGGAACAGGCUCGUGUGGAGAUGAAUGCACGGGGAAAGAUUCCUACGGAUGGGCGCUCCAAAAAGUGUGACCUGAAUAAAGCUCGAUUUAUGUGAUCUCCAUUGAAGUGUAAUUUAUAGUAAGAUAUAACUUCGAUUCGGGCCAAAUUUUUUGUUGGCUGUGUGUCGCUGAGUUUUCUUGUAUGGCAUACAUUUCGAAGAUUUUGAUUCAGAUUUGGAC
Molecule: messenger RNA, 1687 nt
Organism: Drosophila melanogaster (fruit fly)
Lineage: Eukaryota; Metazoa; Arthropoda; Insecta; Diptera; Drosophilidae
Exons: 3
Coding region: 97-1563 (488 amino acids)
Biological process (GO): tRNA processing
Cellular component (GO): cytoplasm; tRNA methyltransferase complex
Molecular function (GO): nucleic acid binding; tRNA (guanine(10)-N2)-methyltransferase activity; methyltransferase activity
Source: RefSeq, marked reviewed